UAACGUACCCGUUGGUUAGAAAAGUAUUCUCCAUUAUCAAAGCCCUCGUCAAAGUUAUCCUCUUCGAGCAAUAAUAUUCUCAUCCGAUCAUCUUCACAAUCAUCAUCAUCAUCAUCGUUCUUCAUUCAAUCACACACACACAGAUUCGGUGAAUAUUAGUUGCUGAUAAAGCAGAGAGAAAAAGAUGUGGGCAGCUGGUUGCCUGGCUUCUUGCUGUGCAUCAUGUGCUUGCAGUGCAUGCCAAUCAGUGGUUUCCGGGAUUAGUCGUCGGUCUGCUCGUAUUGCGUAUUGUGGACUUUUUGCUCUUUCUUUGAUUGUGGCAUGGAUACUUAGAGAAGUUGCUGCACCACUCAUGGAAAAGAUCCCAUGGAUUAAUCAUUUCUAUGAAACGCCCGAUAGAGAGUGGUUUGAGACCGACGCUGUUUUGCGAGUUAGUUUGGGGAAUUUCUUGUUUUUCUCAAUUUUAGCUCUUUUAAUGGUUGGUGUGAAAAAUCAGAGGGACCCACGCGAUAGUUUGCAUCAUGGUGGAUGGAUGAUGAAAGUCAUUUGCUGGUGUCUUUUGGUAAUCCUUAUGUUUUUCCUUCCAAAUGGGGUCAUCAGUUUUUACGAGUCAACAUCGAAGUUCGGCUCAGGAUUAUUUCUUCUCGUUCAAGUUGUACUCUUGUUGGACUUUGUUCAUAGCUGGAAUGACAAAUGGGUUGGAUAUGAUGAACAGUUCUGGUAUGCAGCCUUGCUUGUUGUUUCACUCGUAUGUUAUGUGGCCACAUUCUCGUUCUCUGGACUUCUUUUCUAUUUGUUUACCCCAUCGGGACAUGACUGCGGGCUCAAUACUUUCUUUAUUGUGAUGAUCCUGAUUCUUGUGUUUGUGUUUGCUGUCAUCACUUUACAUCCUAAAGUAAGUGGAAGCAUUCUGCCCGCCUCUGUUAUUUCGUUGUACUGCAUGUACCUUUGCUAUAGCGGGCUUGCAAGUGAACCAAGAGAUUAUGCUUGCAACGGGCUCCACAAUCAUUCUAAAGCUGUUAGCACCGGCACACUUACUAUCGGGUUGCUCACAACUGUGCUCUCUGUCGUUUACUCUGCUGUUCGGGCCGGAUCUUCUACGACUCUGCUUUCCCCUCCAAGCUCACCUCGUGCAGGUGGUGAGAAGCCUUUGCUUCCAUUGGACAAAAGAGAUGAGCAUGAAGAGAAAGAGAAAAACAAGCCUGUUACAUAUUCAUAUUCUUUCUUCCACAUCAUCUUCUCACUUGCUAGCAUGUACUCUGCAAUGCUUUUAACUGGGUGGUCAACUUCGGUUGGGGAGAGCGGCAGGUUGGUGGACGUUGGGUGGCCCUCGGUGUGGGUCCGGAUGUUGACCUCGUGGGCCACCGCCGGUUUGUUCAUCUGGUCAAUGGUUGCACCUCACCUCUUUCCUGAUAGGGAGUUCUGAGCCGUAGUAAAUAAAUGUUGAAAAUGUCAUCAAGUUUGUAAUCUUCUGUUUAACUGAAUCAAAUGUGUGAAUCAUGAUGUGGUUUUUUCUUUUUAAUUUCCUUUGGGUGUGAAUAAAUUUAAAAAAUGUGUAAUGAAAUUGUCACUAUUUUGUCCAGAAGUUCUAUUUAUUAUUAUUA
Molecule: messenger RNA, 1604 nt
Organism: Helianthus annuus (common sunflower)
Lineage: Eukaryota; Viridiplantae; Streptophyta; Magnoliopsida; Asterales; Asteraceae
Product: probable serine incorporator
Exons: 7
Coding region: 185-1426 (413 amino acids)
Cellular component (GO): membrane
Source: RefSeq, a predicted model, not a curated record